AUGGCCGCUACGGUGAGUGCAGGGGAUUCAGUAACCGUUUCCUCUGCGUCUUCACGACGUAACGUACUUAUUUCACCAGCAAACAAAAUACAGCCCUCACCCCCUCUCACCGAGUUUUUCUCUGCAUCAACUCCUGUGCCCGCAUCCGUAACAUUAUUACUGAGCUAUACCAGUCCUGCUAUUCAUGUCUUCCAUCGGUUGCUCCAACUUUUGACUUGGACUUCAGAUCGAUCAGUGAAGAGUUUCCUACUUCUCUUUGCUUGGUGGGGUAUUUGCCUCGGCACAGAGACUUUCCUCAUCUAUGGACUUCAUGGCGCGUUAAUCCUCUACAUUGGACAUUUAUGGAUCAACUCGCGCAAGGCAACCAAGAUUGGUUCAGAUAUUCCACAGAGUCCAGCCACGCCUCCAAAUAGCAAGAUUUCAAACAAAAGUAACGCUUCUUUGCUCUCUUCAAAGUUUGUUCGCCAACCAACAACAACACAGCUGGAGCAGGCAGCGACUCUGCGAGAAAUCCAAGAGAUUCUCGAUCACUGGGCGGCUUGGCAUCGGACACUGGAUAAGGUGGAGACAUAUCUGAACUGGUCAGAUAGAAGCAGGACGCGUUUGGUGCUUUUCUCAUUGGUAGUGACCUACGUUCCAUGGUUGAUUCUAAACUAUUUUAUCCCAAUGCGUUUCAUUGCGGCCGUAGUUGGAAGCGUGGCUAUCUGUUGGUGCGCUCCUUGGUUUGCAAUUAUUUGGGCAGUGUUGAUGAAACUGCAGGCGUUCUCACCUUUGCUGCAAUUGAUUCCGUACUGGCCAUAUCGUCCUGAAGUUACAGCAACUUAUCGAAAAAAGAGACGUGUCUCAGUUAAAGACAUCAUCUCUAGAGCCAUUGGACAGCGUAAGAAGAGUGACUCUGAGGGAUACAAGUCUUUCAAGACCAGUACUGGAUACGAUAUUGAAGAGGAUCAUGCCACCAUGUACUACAAAUUUGUACUGUAUGAGAAUCAGCGAUGGUGGUUGGGGCUUGAAUGGACGCCCAUGAUGCUUCCUAACGAUCGCUCCCCUUGGACGGAUGAUCAUCUAGAGCCGACACAGAGCAAGUCUUCAUUUCAGCUACCCCCACCCCACAUUGCUCAUGAGGCUAUCCCGGGCCAGCCCAACAAGGUCCUCCGAAAGUCACAGGAAUGGCGUUGGUUAGACCCACAUUGGCGUCUAAAGCUCGGUACUGAUUGUGAUGCAGACGGGUGGGAGUAUGCGAACAACCAUUGGAAAAAUUGGACCGGAAAGAGAAGUCGUGGAUUAUACACCAGGAGAAGAGCAUGGGAAAGAACAGCAAAACUGAUAGAUCAGCGUGAAAUCGUUUCUCUCGAAGAUGUUCAAGACGAAUUAUCAUCUGAGCAAGGGGGCGAAUCGGAGAAUGAGGAAGAAGAGGAAGAAGAGGAAGAAGAAGAGGUUGCUGAGAAAGAACAAAAAGAAAAGUAG
Messenger RNA from Lobosporangium transversale, 1464 nucleotides. Its product is annotated as integral peroxisomal membrane peroxin-domain-containing protein. Gene Ontology annotation, biological process: peroxisome organization. The coding region runs from base 1 to 1464 and encodes 487 amino acids. Gene Ontology annotation, cellular component: peroxisomal membrane. The transcript has 2 exons. The record is from RefSeq and is a predicted model, not a curated record. Lineage: Eukaryota; Fungi; Mortierellomycota; Mortierellomycetes; Mortierellales; Mortierellaceae.